Molecule: messenger RNA, 939 nt
Organism: Emiliania huxleyi CCMP1516
Lineage: Eukaryota; Haptophyta; Isochrysidales; Noelaerhabdaceae
Exons: 1
Coding region: 1-939 (312 amino acids)
Source: RefSeq, a predicted model, not a curated record
AUGCACCAAUUCAGGCGCGUUGUGCUGCAUGCCACCGCCGUCGCUGGCGCGGCCACCAGCGUCACAGCCAGCAUGUCGGCCAGCGCCUCGACUAGCAGAUCGGACCACGGUGCAUCAUCCACCGCAGGCACGACGACGACUCGUGUCUUCCUCAUUCGCCAUGCGGAGAGGCUUGAUCACGUGCAUCCAGAGUGGGCACGGGACGCGUCACGGCCACACGACGGGCCGCUGUCGCUCGUGGGCCUCGAGCAAGCGCGCCAGACCGGCAAAUGGAUAAGAGAGCGCGUGCAGGAUGGACCCUUGGUCGUGCGUAGCUCUCCGCUGGUGCGCUGCGUGCAGACUGCUGGAUGCCUCACAGACUCCAUGGGAGUCCCAACGCUCGGCAUUGGGAUCGACGAGGCGUUGGCAGAGGAGGAGACCUUCCUGCGGCCUCGCAUGAUGGGCACGCAUCGGCACUCCGUGCUCCCAGCCGAGCACACGGCGGUCCCACCGACGAGCGAUUCGGCUCCUCGUGGUGUGUGCCAGCCUGUGCUACUUUGCCCGGCCGACCUCCUCGCCAUACACCGGCACAUCGACGUGCACUACCGCGGGCAGACUUGCCUCGUCAGCUAUGACCCAAGCUCCGGUGCCGAAUUGAAUGGGCUGACGCAUCAUCCGCAAUCGGCCGUAGAGCGCGCGCACAAGAUCGCCAACUGCAUGGAGCUCCUCGCUCCUCUCGGCUCGACGACCAUCCUGGUGACGCACGGUGCGCUCGCGAGGAAGAUCGGUGCUCUACUGGUCGGCGUCGAUCGAAAGGACUUUGUAGACUUUGGCUAUGCUGAACUGGUUGAGCUGGUGUGCCACAGCACGGAUGGCGAGGCCUGCCGUGCAGGGACUUGGCAGGUCGUUGGGAAAUAUGCACCGUUGGGCGCCGAUGCAGGGCGGGAUCGGCUACACUGA